Molecule: messenger RNA, 1009 nt
Organism: Moneuplotes crassus
Lineage: Eukaryota; Ciliophora; Spirotrichea; Euplotida; Euplotidae
Source: the annotation of a GenBank genome assembly
UUCUCAACCAAUUAUUACUGAAAUGAAAGGAGGACAAAAUAAUCCAGGCCAAGAUGAAUUCAACAAAGCGCAUGACUUUGAUAAUCCUUAUGGCAUUGACUACUCGAAAGUCAACAAUAAUGAGAUCAACAAUCCAUAUGGUACCUCUGCCACAAGUGGUUAUCCGCCAAGCACAAGCUCAACUGGGUCUUAUCCCAAUCAUUACGGUGAUGAUUUUAGAACUUUCGAAACCAGUGGGCAAAAGCCAGAUCAAGAAAAAUAUCAUAAUUCUGAAAUGAGUUCUAACUAUGAUGCUUAUAAUGAUCAGUUAAAUCAACCGAAUCAAAAUUUUGAUGCAAUGCAUAACCAGUAUAAUCCUUACACUCCUCAGGAAAAUUCCCAAGGUUUGAACGGAGAAGGAUUCAAUCCACAUUCAUUUGGAUAUCAGGAGCCUAUCCAGAAUAAUUCUUAUAUGGGUACAGAGGGACCAGAUCCUUCAGGUCUAAAUCCAUAUUCUUCAAACUUGUUAACAAAACCCAAGGAUUAUAAGCCCGAAGCUAAGUCUUAUAAGAAUGUGCAGAUUCAUGAGAGAGCUAAAGGUGUGCCUGUCUUACUUAGUAUAACUAAGAACCAAAGGAAAAUCUUGGAAAGGCAGAUUAUUUCUCUAUACCCUGACAUUCUCAACCCGGGUGAGGCUGAGAACGUUAAACAUUGAACUUUCCUCUCUCAGUUAUCAGGAUUUGGAUUAAUAUUCGGAACUCCUUACUCUCUAAUCUUGUUCCAGAGAGCAACACAAGAAGCAAGUGGAAGUUCAUUAAGGUACAGGAUGAUGAACAGGGCUUUCUUUCUCCAAAUCCUGAUUCUUGGGAGCUCCUACUACACAUACAGGAAUGCUGUAACUACUUUAGACAAGUACUCGCAGAAGUACCUAAGAAAUUUAGGCGAUGAAGAGAUCAUGAAUUUUGAAAAGCAGGACCCGAAGAUAAUUAAUAAAAAGGCAAAUGGGGAAUAGUUCAAUUCAACCUGUUGA